UUUUUCUUCUUUUUGUUUCUGUCUCCUUCGUUGUUUCCUUUCAGGAAAAGAGAGGAAACAGCGUUCUUCUCAGAUUCUUAACCUUCUUUAAGGAAAACCCAAAAAAAAAAAAAAAAAAAACCCAAAAAAAUAAUAAUCUCGUAUUCAGAUUUUAGGGUUUCUGACAGAUUCUCCGGCGAAAUUCAAUACCCAAAUCUCGGCAAUGUCGACGAUCUCGCCGUCAUUGGCCGUAAUUUCGUUUCUUUUUCUGAUUCUUCUGAAUCUUUCUUUGGUUACCGCUGACCCUUCGACGGAGACUGUUAAAGGAGGAGCGAUUAUGUUACCUUCGGAGAAGAUCAACGGCGAGUUUUGUGAAGGAACGGUUAAACCGGCUUCAUGUCCGGUUAAGUGUUUCAGGGCUGAUCCGGUUUGCGGCGAAGACAGCGUUACUUACUGGUGCGGUUGUUCAGAUGCUUUGUGCCAUGGUGUUCGUGUCGCUAAACAAGGAGCUUGUGAUGUUGGUAAUGGCGUUGGGUUGUCUGUUCCUGGACAAGCUCUGCUUUUGAUCCACAUUGUCUGGCUUAUGCUUCUUGGGUUCUCUAUUCUCUUUGGCCUCUUUUAAAAUUUUUCGUUUGAAUCAUUAGAGAUUGCAAUAGGUUUUGAGAUUGCAACUGAUGAAUUCUUUUGUUUAUAAUCUUUUAAUUUUGCUCUGUAUUGGAAAA
This is a messenger RNA of Capsella rubella, 701 nucleotides long. RefSeq lists its product as uncharacterized. Lineage: Eukaryota; Viridiplantae; Streptophyta; Magnoliopsida; Brassicales; Brassicaceae. The record is from RefSeq and is a predicted model, not a curated record. Bases 203 to 601 code for a protein of 132 amino acids. The transcript has a single exon.